GCACAUUCUUCUGAAGCAGCUGUGUUGACACCUGACACAGGGGGUGCACCUGAGAUGGUACAGCCUGUACAGCAGACUGCGAUGCUGCAACGUCCGGCGCCACCGGAGCGUCCUCCAGAUACGAGGCCGCGGGAGGCUCUAGAGAUGCCAAUGAGGUCAGAGGCGUGGUCUGCCAGGUCUGAGGCAAAGUCUUCGGACCCGGAGUGGGCUGGCAGUGCCGAAGAAGCGGCGGGUGCUGCUCCUAUGCAGCAUCCUGUCCCACCACGUCAGCCGGCAUUCAGUCACCAGGACGCUCAGCUAUUAGACCAGGUGGUACACCAAGCCCUUGACCUCACCAAGAACAGGCAGUUUGCGGAGGCCGAAAGAUGUCUCGCUCAACUGGCCAGUGAACACCCAGAGUUGGCCGACUCCAAGGAAAUGAAGGCGGCCCACCAGACCGUGGCAAUCUGCAAGCAGCUCAAUGACAGCUGAAUUUCGGGGGAUGGGUCAACACGAUUUUUUGGGGAUGAAC
This is a messenger RNA of Cladocopium goreaui, 511 nucleotides long. The record is from the annotation of a GenBank genome assembly. Lineage: Eukaryota; Dinophyceae; Suessiales; Symbiodiniaceae.